Molecule: messenger RNA, 942 nt
Organism: Pestalotiopsis fici W106-1
Lineage: Eukaryota; Fungi; Ascomycota; Sordariomycetes; Amphisphaeriales; Sporocadaceae
Exons: 1
Coding region: 1-942 (313 amino acids)
Molecular function (GO): RNA nuclease activity; RNA binding
Source: RefSeq, a predicted model, not a curated record
AUGCUGUUCAACAUGAGGUCUCUUGCCUUGUAUGGCCUCAUGGCCAUCUCCACCGCCUCGCCGGUCCCUAGUCGAGACGACGGCAUGAAUGAGAUCGUAGCAAGAGCAAAGCUUGGCGACUUUCUCUGCCCCGAUGGACACACAAUUGCGGAAUCAGACAUUCGCAAGGCUUUCGGGGAAUGUCGCCAACACAAUGAUGGCACCGUUGGAAAGUAUCCAGCCUUUUUUGGAAACAAGGAUGGGGACAAUGCGGUCCUCACCAACGUCCCUGCUGGCACCGACCUGAGAGAGUUCCCUAUUGUCGAGGGCGGCGUCUACACCACGGGCACUCCCGGCCCCUACCGCGUCAUCACCGACUACAAGGACAACAGGGGUGACUUCCGCGGCGUCGUGCAGCACACUGGUGCCACAGUUGCAGGACAGUAUACUGCCUGCACCAAAGUCACCAAGAAGAUGAAGCGCGGCGACAAGGACAAGGAAGACAAGGACAAGAAGGACAAGGAGCACAAGAAGCACCAAGUCGGCGGCGACGACUCUAGCUCGGAUUCCACCGCCAAGCGAGCAGCCGUGGCCGCUGGUACUUCUUCUGCUCUCAACGAUCUCGCCGCCCGCGCCAAGAAGAAGAAGGUCGGCAGCGCCGACUGCAACGGUACGACUCUGUCCAAGGAUGACGUUGGCAACGCCUUCAAGAAGAUCAAGGAACUGGCGGACUACGGCGCCGGCGGUUACCCCCACCAGUUCGGCAACAAGUCGGGUGGCAGCGACGUUUUUACCGGUGUUACCAAGGAUCUUCGCGAGUACCCCAUCAUUCAGGGUGGUACUUGGACCACUGGCGAGCCUGGUGUUUACCGCGUUGUUGCCGACUACAACAACAACUUUGUUGGUGUCAUGAUUGAGGGUAGUGGAUCUUCAUUCACAAGGUGCACUGUGAACUCGGACUAG